UUUACUGCCCUCGCCAUUGGCUCCUGCAAUCAUUAUGGAUGUGGUUGAGUUCCUGGUGUCCCUGCUGGAUGUACAUAAACAACAGCUGAAAGCGCUGACCAGACAGGGGGAGAUCCAGGCCAAGGUCCUCAGCCAGCUUGUCAAGGAUGGUUUGACCAGAACCCUUGACCGGCCUUUACCCCAGGAUGUAGAGGAACAGAGAAGGCAUCGGUUGACACCAGGGAGAGAUAAAGACCCAGAGGACUGGGGUGCUAGGCUUGAUGGUCUGCUGCAAGAGGAGACACAGAAGAAGAAUCAACUGAUCAGACCCCAGGGGUUGUCUAAUGCAUUCCAGACCAAGGUACUGGGACAGAUGUGGACUGUGGAGGACCAGAGCAGGCAGGACUUCUUGUCUCUGCGGUACGAACCCCAGAAGGGAGCCAGAGAGCUUGGGCAGAGGCUUGACUCAGCUGCUAAGCACUGGCUUAGGCCUGACCUAAGAACUGCUGCACAGGUAGAGCAGUGUGUUGCCAUGGAGCAGUUUCUGUCCCUCUUACCAAAGGAGGCUGGUGCCUGGGUGCAGAAGCAGCAGCCCAGGGAUAUGGAGGAAGCGAUCAGCAUGGCUGAGCAGCGACUUGGGUCUGGUGCCUUCACCGUCUCCUCGCCUUCCCCUGACCGUACACAGACAAACACAGCACAGGGCUCAACAGAGACACAAGAACAAGGGAGUGUCAAGAUGCAGAGCACCAGUGAUCACCCAGAUGCUUUGACCAAGUCAUUUCUCAACCAGCUGGAGACUGUUAAGUCUGCCCAUUUCAGUCUAGAGAUUCCAGACAUGGGAGUUGCCAGCUACCAGGAGGAAAAGGAUGAGCAUAAGAUGGUCCCAGAGGAAGGGUCCAUCUUUGUGUGUAAGCAGGAAGUGGAGGACUGGCAUCAGGAGAGUGCUCCUCCAGAGCCUAUCCAAAUGUAUGGGAGCACAACAGGACAUGAGAGCAUGUCAGUGGACACACCUUACAUCUCCCCUCCCAGACACAACUCUCUGUCCUCCACCUUAUACACUCAUCCAACACACAGAGUGUCCAGUCAGAUCCCCUCCCCACAGUCGUCUCCAUCCCUUGCUCCUGAUGUCUAUCAUCCACAAGUUCAGGACAGCCCAGUGACAGACAGACUGCAGAGUAACAAUCAUUCUAGUGAUGAGACGGAGCUUACUGCCAGGUACACAGGGCUUAUCUCUGAAGAUGGACAGCUGACCUGGGGGACCCUCCCGAGGGUUCCCUCACCCUCCUUCCAUACUCGCCCGCCCUCCCCCUCACCCUCCCACCAGUGCCCAGACUGUGGCUGCUGCUUCACCCAGCAAAGGAGCCUGGAGGAGCACAGGAACAUUCACACGGGGGCGAGGCCCUUCGUCUGUGGGGUGUGUGGCAAGGCCUUCUGCCACCGCCGCACUCUGAACAAACACACACGUAUCCACUCCUGGGAGAGACCCUUUCAAUGUACUGACUGUGGACAGACCUUUAAACUCAAAGACACCAUGAAGAGGCACCAGGUGUCCCACAGCAGGCCAGGGACAGGGCCAGGGGCACGUCAGCUCUCUCACUCACCCUGAUACUCUAUCUAGCAGCUAGCUGCUCACGCAGCACUUCACCUGGCUGAGAGGAGGCCUCGUAGUAAUCAGCACACAACAAGGACUUGAAGUAGGACUGGUCAGAUGGCUUUCUCUGUAAAUGUCCUAAAUAGGCAGAUUUGUGUGAGAACGCUAACAGUGUUUUCUGUUGGCGUGUUCCAUAAACAGAGGACACUGCUUUGGA
Molecule: messenger RNA, 1787 nt
Organism: Oncorhynchus tshawytscha (Chinook salmon)
Lineage: Eukaryota; Metazoa; Chordata; Actinopteri; Salmoniformes; Salmonidae
Product: zinc finger and SCAN domain-containing protein 21
Exons: 2
Coding region: 35-1585 (516 amino acids)
Biological process (GO): regulation of transcription by RNA polymerase II
Molecular function (GO): RNA polymerase II cis-regulatory region sequence-specific DNA binding; DNA-binding transcription factor activity, RNA polymerase II-specific
Source: RefSeq, a predicted model, not a curated record